Molecule: messenger RNA, 1067 nt
Organism: Paramuricea clavata
Lineage: Eukaryota; Metazoa; Cnidaria; Anthozoa; Malacalcyonacea; Plexauridae
Source: the annotation of a GenBank genome assembly
AUGAUUAGUGAUAGUCGGGCAAGAUUCUUCGAAUCAUUAGAACAGGACAUUAAAGCAAACCCAAGAAGAUUUUGGUCCGUUUUCAAACUUGGCAAUAAAGCAAGCAGCGUUCCUGAGCAAAUGUCUGUACCAUCUAGCAGCAAAAACACAGCCACGGGUGUCACAUCCGUUCGGAAAGUAGUCUCUAGUUCUGUCGACAUCGCAGAAGCCUUCAACCAACAUUUUGCAUUGGUAUUUUCUGGCGAUACAGAAGAACCUCGCCCCCAAUUACCUACUAUUAGCUGUCCAGUCCUUCAAGAUAUAUCCCUCUCACCCUGCGAGGUUGCCGCUGCACUUCGUUCCCUUGACGGCAGCAAAGCAACUGGACCUGAUGAGAUCUCGGCAAGGCUACUAAAAGAAACAGCUGAACAGGUCGCACCCUGUCUAACUUUACUCUACAACAAGUCACUCGAGACAGGCGUAUUUCCAGACGAGUGGAAACUGUCAAAUAUUGUGCCGAUACACAAGAAAGAUAACAAAGAUCAUGUUGAGAACUAUCGUCCAAUAUCCCUGCUAAGUAUUAUCUCGAAAAUUCUAGAACGGUGUGUUCUGAUUCGUGUGCUUGACCAUCUAUUACUGAUGUUAGACCGUGCGCAACAUGGAUUCAUUCCUGGAAAAUCCUGUGUGACUCAACUGGUUGAAGUUAUCGACUACAUUGGCUCCUUACUAGACUCUGGCAAGCAGACUGAUGUGAUUUAUCUAGAUAUGUCGAAAGCCUUUGAUAAAGUGCAACACUCUCUUAUCGUUGAUAAACUACGCCAGUACAACAUCUCUGGUAACCUGUUGAACUGGUUUACAUCCUACCUUCGUGGGCGAAGACAACGUGUUACGGUACUUGGUGCGACAUCAAAAGAACGCAAAGUAACAUCUGGUGUUCCUCAAGGUUCCAUCCUUGGACCAAUGCUCUUUCUUUUAUAUGUGAACGAUCUGCCCAAGACUGUGAAUUUCGCUGAUGAUACGAAGAUUCUGAAGCAAGUGGACAACCUGCAAGACACUGCUGGUCUUCAAAACGACAUUAUCAGUCUUAA